Molecule: messenger RNA, 1564 nt
Organism: Leptidea sinapis
Lineage: Eukaryota; Metazoa; Arthropoda; Insecta; Lepidoptera; Pieridae
Product: anti-apoptotic protein NR13-like
Exons: 6
Coding region: 527-1267 (246 amino acids)
Biological process (GO): intrinsic apoptotic signaling pathway in response to DNA damage; extrinsic apoptotic signaling pathway in absence of ligand; regulation of apoptotic process
Cellular component (GO): mitochondrial outer membrane
Molecular function (GO): protein heterodimerization activity; protein homodimerization activity
Source: RefSeq, a predicted model, not a curated record
CUCACCACUAGCCAGUCCGCAGUCGUCACUCGUCACUCGUAAGUCGUAACUCGUAACACAGUUGAUAGACGCGCGCCUCGCGCAUCGCUCGUGCAACAGCAGCUAAUGUGAUUGUCGCCGGUAUUCGCUAUCGAAGCUAUUUACCUAGUGAUCGGUGCUCGUCAUACAAUAUUCAUUUUCAAGAAGGUUUUAUCUCGAAGCAACAGCUGUGUAUCAGUGAAGCUGAAACGGAGAUUAGGAUUUCGAAUUUAGCGAUAAAGAUUUAUUCAAGAUUGGGCCAAUAAUUGAGCUGAAAUGGCAAUCCGAUGGGAACACAACUCCAAAGGACAGCAACAUAGCAAUACACGUCACUCCACCCGAUGGAGAAGAAGAUGACGAGUUCGUACCGGUCCUGAGAGCUCGGCGGAAGCUCAGCACUCCCAUCAGUGGUCUGCCAGGAGCUGACAGUCUAAGACUUGACAGUCUGCGGUGUUCGCCCAGUCGCUCGCUGUCGCCAGUAGAGCGCACCAGGAGAAGGUUCAGUACGAUGGUGACGAGUGCAGCCGCGACCGCCGUGUCCCGCCGUCUGUCCGCCACCAUCGGCUGGUGUCUCGCGACCCCCACGCAGGUGAAGCCGCAGAUUGUGAGGCAAGGGCGCGCUCUGUGUCUGCAGUAUAUUAAAACACAAAUACGUCGAUCUUCCUCGUGUCAUAAAAAGCCAAUCGUGUUGAAACGGUUGCAGCAAAUGAUCGAAACAGAAUGCGGUGAAGAAGCUGUAAAUAAUAUAGAUGCUGGAGUUCUAGCAGCCCUGCGAGCGCUGUGUGCAGCACUUGAGAGAAAACGACCAGAUGCCUUCCGGCACGUGGCCAGGCAGGCGACGCGGGCGCCCGCUGCCAUGCUGCGCUCAGACACGGCGCUGGCUGAAUUGUCAUUGGCUUUAGCCCGCAGAAUAACCCGCGAAAACAUCACCUGGUCAAAGAUUGCAGCGGUGUAUUGCAUCUGUGGAGCGUUGGCGCGUGAGGCUGCAGAAGCCGCCGACAGCGACCCGCCACUGGAGCUGGUGGCAGCUCCGGCCGCGGCGGUCGGCGACCUGCUGCACGAAGAACCCGGCUCGUGGAUCGCCAACAAUGGGGGCUGGAACGGACUUAUCGAACGUCUACGUACUAGUGAGAGAGACCAAAGAUCAGAGAAGACUCUACGCGUGAUGGUGUCGUUCUUCGUGAUAGCUUGCGUCGCCCUGCUCCUCCUCCGCUGGGUCCUGCACGCACAUCCCGCAUACAAUAUUUAGUUUCAAUAACAUUAGAAUUUACGUUAUAUUUCCUUCUCUUGUGAUUAUUAAAUGAAAAAAGUUGUCUAUUCCUGCUUCCUCAUAAAACUUUCAAUCUGUUCAGUUGCUGAAGACUCUUACGAUGUAUUUUAGUUUGGAUCAUUACUAUCAUUCACUAAAGAACAAAUAGCAACUCAUUAAUUAAGUACAAAAUGUCUGCAUAAUUAUAUUAUGUAAUUAAUCAAAACUAUAGUACCUAAUAGCAAGUACAAAUGCAGAACGUGUUUUAUACAGAAAUAUAUUUUUAAGUAUUUAUUA